UGGCCUCAAAGAUCAUUUCUCAACACUUCCUCACCGCAGGAGCCUCCAAAGCCCUCACCAGGCCAGUUCUCCUCCUGCAACAGCUCCCCACAGCAUGAAGGUCUCCGUGGCUGGCAUUACCUUCUUCUUCCUCAUCACCAUCGCCCUAGGUGAUGGUGAAUUCAAGACGGACUUCUCCUCAGGGGGACCUUACCAACCCUCAGAGUGCUGUUUCGCCUACGCUACUCACAGGAUCCCCCGUCCGCGGAUUGUGGCUUAUUAUGGGACCAACAGCCAGUGCUCCAAGCCUGGAAUUGUCUUCAUCACCAAAAGGGGCAAAUCCAUCUGCACCAACCCCAAUGACAAGUGGGUCCAGGACUAUAUCAAGGGCAUGGAGGAGAACUGAGUGACCCAGAGUGGGUGGUGAAGGCACAG
Molecule: messenger RNA, 414 nt
Organism: Sapajus apella (tufted capuchin)
Lineage: Eukaryota; Metazoa; Chordata; Mammalia; Primates; Cebidae
Product: C-C motif chemokine 14-like
Exons: 3
Coding region: 95-385 (96 amino acids)
Biological process (GO): immune response; cellular response to type II interferon; chemokine-mediated signaling pathway
Cellular component (GO): extracellular region
Molecular function (GO): CCR chemokine receptor binding; chemokine activity
Source: RefSeq, a predicted model, not a curated record